AUGGUCGUGACCAAAGUCCUAGCCGGGACUGGGGCCCCAUUAUACCCUUGUCUGAACAGCCACGGUCCUGCCAGAGUUCACAACCCGACCCCCACCACGGCGGCUGGAGGGAAGAUAGCGGCGCCGAGCAAGAUCGGCGCCUUCCUGAAGAACGCCUGGGCCAAGGAGCCCGUCAUCACCGUGUCCUUCGCCAUCGGCAGCCUGGCCGCCGUCACGCCGCUGCUCAGCCCCUACACGAAGUACUCCGGCUUGAUCAACCGAGCGACGCCCUACGUGCACCCAGUGCCUGUGCGAGACGAUGGCAACAUGCCCGACAUCCCCUCCCACCCCUGCGACAAGGAAGGGCCCACCCUGGACUGGCUGAAGAAGCUGUGACAUGGCCGGGGCCCUAGGGGGGAGUCGCCAGGACACGCUGACUGCAGAGGGAGCCUUCCCCCAGGCAGGGUCAGCGCGCUGUCCCCUGCUGGCUACAGGGGGGCUGGUUCUCUCUGCCUCCCCCCCAUGGAUGUAAUAAAGGUUUUGACUUAAAAAAAAAAAAAAAAGCAUUCCGAUGGCUU
Chelonoidis abingdonii (Abingdon island giant tortoise) is the source of this 557-nucleotide messenger RNA. NCBI's taxonomy places the organism in Eukaryota, Metazoa, Chordata, Testudines, Testudinidae. The record is from RefSeq and is a predicted model, not a curated record.